Messenger RNA from Callorhinus ursinus (northern fur seal), 1881 nucleotides. RefSeq names its product SIX homeobox 1 (gene SIX1). NCBI's taxonomy places the organism in Eukaryota, Metazoa, Chordata, Mammalia, Carnivora, Otariidae. Gene Ontology annotation, biological process: regulation of transcription by RNA polymerase II; skeletal muscle fiber development; regulation of skeletal muscle cell proliferation. The record is from RefSeq and is a predicted model, not a curated record. Gene Ontology annotation, molecular function: DNA-binding transcription factor activity, RNA polymerase II-specific; RNA polymerase II cis-regulatory region sequence-specific DNA binding. Gene Ontology annotation, cellular component: transcription regulator complex; nucleus.
GCUCCCUGCCGCGUGCGCCCGGGCAGUGCACCUCGGCAGGCCCCAGCCAUGUCGAUGCUGCCGUCGUUCGGCUUCACGCAGGAGCAAGUGGCGUGCGUGUGCGAAGUUCUGCAGCAAGGCGGGAACCUGGAGCGUCUGGGCAGGUUCCUGUGGUCGCUCCCCGCCUGCGACCACCUGCACAAGAACGAAAGCGUGCUCAAGGCCAAGGCCGUGGUUGCCUUCCACCGCGGGAACUUCCGCGAGCUCUACAAGAUCCUGGAGAGCCACCAGUUCUCGCCUCACAACCAUCCCAAGCUGCAGCAACUGUGGCUGAAGGCGCACUACGUGGAGGCCGAGAAGCUGCGCGGCCGGCCGCUGGGCGCGGUGGGCAAAUAUCGGGUGCGCCGAAAAUUCCCACUGCCGCGCACCAUCUGGGACGGCGAGGAGACCAGCUACUGCUUCAAGGAGAAGUCACGGGGCGUGCUGCGCGAGUGGUACGCGCACAACCCAUACCCCUCGCCUCGUGAGAAGCGGGAGCUGGCGGAGGCCACUGGGCUCACCACCACCCAGGUCAGCAACUGGUUUAAGAACCGGAGGCAAAGAGACCGGGCCGCCGAGGCCAAGGAAAGGGAGAACACCGAAAACAAUAACUCCUCCUCCAACAAGCAGAAUCAACUCUCUCCUCUGGAAGGGGGCAAGCCGCUCAUGUCCAGCUCAGAAGAAGAAUUCUCACCUCCCCAAAGUCCAGACCAGAACUCGGUACUUCUGCUGCAGGGCAAUAUGGGCCACGCCAGGAGCUCAAACUAUUCUCUCCCUGGCUUAACCUCCUCGCAGCCCAGCCACAGCCUGCAAGCCCACCAACAUCAGCUCCAGGACUCCCUGCUGGGCCCCCUCACCUCCAGUCUGGUGGACUUGGGGUCUUAAGUGGGGAGGGGCUGGGCCUGGAAGCAGUGACUAGGGACACCUGUAAAUAGAAAUCAGGAACAUUUUUGCAGCUUGUUUCUGGGGUUCUCUGCAUAUAAAGGAAUGGUGGACUUUCACAAAUACCUUUUUAAAACUCAAAACCAACAGCAAUCUCAAGCUUAGUCGCCUUCUUCUCUCCGACUCUUGCAUUUCCCAUCCCAGUGCAGAGAUCAGGGAAAAAAAAAAACCCAAACAAACAAAAGCACCCAGUCACCCAGUCUUGGUUCUGGGCAAUCCAUGUGCCAGCUUCAGUAGCCUUUCUUUUUUUUUUUUUUCAGUGAAUGGGAAUUACAAAUCAACUGGAUUUUAAAUAUUUCCUUUUAAUUUAUUUAUGGAAAAUUCUUUUUGGGAAGAGGAAAAGGAAAUGAAGAAAGAGAGAGAGAAGUCAAAAUUGUGAAAAUAAGAGCCUCCAGCCAGGAGGAACUGGUUGCAUUCUUAAGGUGAAUAGAAAAAAUAUGAUCUUAUAACUUUUUGAUGGGGAAAAUUAAGUUUACAGUCUUCAUUAUUUAGUGUUAAACACUUUUAUGUAGAUUAAAAUGAAAGAACAGUAUUAGGGGGAAAAAAAGUGCCUAAACGUCUUAAUGCUCUCUGUGUAAGGCCGUUAGAAAUAGCAGUGACCAUUAGUAAUACAACUAUUUUUGUCAAAUUUAGUGGGGUUUUUGGUUGUUGUUUGUUUUCUUGGGUUUUUUUAAUGGCAAACUUUAAAAAUGUACCAAUGUGAAAAAAACAUUUUCCUGAAUGCCAUUACUUCUCAUGCCCUUGAAGCUUUCAUAUCUGUAGCCUACUCCUGUUAAGGGUUUCUCUUGUUCCUAGUUUCUAGCCUGCAAAAAUAUACGACAAAUCUGGCAACCUGGUAUUUGUUACUAAAACAGCAUGUGUUUUCAGGUUUCUUUUCUAUUGUACCUAAACCAGUCUAAAUUAAAACUUAGUAGAACACCA